AUGGCGACCGCGACAGCCGCAGUGGGCAAGGAGAAUCAGGAUCCGAACAACCUGGUUCCCGCCAAAGGUCAACUCGGUAACGGGCCCUCUGGACAAACUGAACCCACCGACCUGAAGGAUGGCGAACCUCAAGACAAUGCGCCGCCUGAACCUCACAAGGACCCGAAACUGCGUCGGCGCGUCCUCCCGAACCCCAUUACAGACGCUCUGAGUCCUCAACACCUGAAGCAAGGCGUCUUGAUACCGCUCAAGACUACGCAGGAAGUUCGCCAAGACCACACGAUCGUGCAAGCUUUGAUCACACGAGCGCCAACAAAGUCCGCUAACGUCGUACUUGAGUAA
Messenger RNA from Emericellopsis cladophorae, 342 nucleotides. Its product is annotated as tRNA-specific adenosine deaminase subunit-like protein. Bases 1 to 342 code for a protein of 113 amino acids. The transcript has a single exon. The record is from RefSeq and is a predicted model, not a curated record. NCBI's taxonomy places the organism in Eukaryota, Fungi, Ascomycota, Sordariomycetes, Hypocreales, Bionectriaceae.